CCGCCUGUCCCGCCGCCGCCUGUCCCGCCCGCGCGCCCGCCCCCCGCUUGCCGCGCAGCGCGCGCGCGCGGAGGCCAUGAAGGCCAAGGCGGGCCGCCAGGUGCCCGCGAGGGGCGUCAAGAAGGCCCCCGGCAAGACCGAGGCGAAGGCCUCCGCGGGCGACUUCCUGAAGCAGCGGCUCGGCAAGAAGGUCAGAGAAUUGCGUGCCAGCGCAGCUGAACACAUGGGCGACGGCGAGGCUCCCGAGAGCGCGGCUGCCCCGCGCGACCUGUCGUCCAUGCUGGCGGAAGCCGCGCGCCGAGGCGGCGACUUCGAGAGGGACAACCCGCAGGGCGCCGAGGUCGAGGAAGAUACUCCAGUGAUCGACAAUGGCAGGGAGGCCGAGAACACGCGCAAGCGCUUCUACACCGAGUGCCGCAGGGUGAUCUCUGCGGCAGACGUCGUCAUCGAGGUGCUGGACGCUCGGGAUCCGGCGUCCAGCCGCAGCGCGGAGCUGGAGAAGGACGUGCUAGCUGCAGGGAAGAAGCUGGUGCUACUGAUCAAUAAGAUAGAUCUCGUGCCCAGGGAGGCGGUGGAGGCGUGGAUGCAGUACUUGAAGCGGUCGUUCCCCACAGUGGCGUUCAAGUCCGCCCACGGCGAGUGCAAGAGACCCAUUCACGCCACGUGCAGCACGUCACGUGCGUCGGAAGGCCUAUUGAGAAGUACACACGCGGUAGUUGGCGCGGACGACCUCAUGCAGUUGCUCAAGAAUUAUGCUCGUACUGGCGACGGCAGCAAGAUGAAGGCUCACAUCAAUGUGGGCAUCGUCGGCUAUCCCAAUACUGGAAAGAGCUCUGUCAUUAACUCGAUCAAGCGUACCAACGCGGUUGAAGCUGGAGGCCGCGCAGGCGUGACCAAGGAGAUGCAGGAGGUGAAGAUCGACUCCAAGGUGACCCUGAUCGACUCCCCAGGGGUUGUUUUCGAGGGGGACUCAGCGGACCCGACCGUUGCCUUGCGCAACAUCCUCGCCGUGGACAGGCUUCCCGAUCCAGUCGGAGUGGUGGAAGCGCUGAUUGCGAAGGCACCGCGACAGUCGCUGCUCGAGUACUACGGCCUGGAGCAGGACUUCGGGACCGUCGGCGAGUUCCUGGUGCACGUGGCCCGCACGCGGGGCAAGCUCAAGCGCGGCAGCGGGCUCGACCUCCCCUCGGCCGCGAAGGCCGUGGUCACGGACUGGACCUCGGGCAGGUUCAGGUACUACGUCCUCCCGCCCAAGGAGUUCGUGGCUGCAGCGGGCGCCGCGGAGCGGGAAACCGCCGAGGUGGUGCAUCGGCUCGCACCCGCCCUCGACAUCAACGCGCUCCUCAACGGGAAGGGCGACGCCCCCAUGGUCAUCGGCGGCCCGGGCGUCCUCCGACAAGCGGGGGACGGCGACGUCGACAUGGCGGAGACGGACAUGUAGAGGCAGGCGCCGCGCGGCCUCGCGCUCUCGCCUCGGCCUGCUCUGUGUCCGCCAGCUCCGGAGCAGCCCGCCCGUCUCUCGCCCGGAGGCCCUCCGUGGCGUCCCCCGCCGGUGGCCCCCCUCUGUCGCCACGCGGCGGGCCCGGCAGCUCGCGUGCGUAAGCCGAGCUCCAGGCCCGUCCGCCUCCCCCCCCCUCGGCGUGCCCUGGCGCGUGGCCCUGCGAAUGCAGUCCACGGCGUGCGCCAGGCGUGCGCCAGGCGGCAUCUGUGGAGCGUCGCUCGCGC
Messenger RNA from Prorocentrum cordatum, 1725 nucleotides. The record is from the annotation of a GenBank genome assembly. Lineage: Eukaryota; Dinophyceae; Prorocentrales; Prorocentraceae.